Messenger RNA from Etheostoma cragini (Arkansas darter), 456 nucleotides. Its product is annotated as enteropeptidase-like. Gene Ontology annotation, molecular function: serine-type endopeptidase activity. Bases 1 to 456 code for a protein of 151 amino acids. Gene Ontology annotation, biological process: proteolysis. The record is from RefSeq and is a predicted model, not a curated record. NCBI's taxonomy places the organism in Eukaryota, Metazoa, Chordata, Actinopteri, Perciformes, Percidae. The transcript has 3 exons.
AUGACUCUUUCAGCCUGUGGGGAUAGGAACGUCACUAAUGCACCGAGGGAGAUGGACCAAUCAGCAGAGAGGGAACCUGGUGAUGUCACCGGGAAGAUGGACCAAUCACCAGAGAGGAAACCUGGUGACAGCAGAGUGGUGGGCGGGGCUAACGCUAUGAAGGGGGCGUGGCCGUGGAUCGUGUCUCUCCAUUGGCGAGGACGUCACGUGUGUGGAGCGUCUCUGAUUGGUCGAGACUGGCUGCUGACUGCUGCACACUGCGUCUACGGGAAGAACAUGCACCUGCAGUGGUGGGCGGCGCUGCUCGGCCUCCACGCUCAGAGCGACGUCGCCGCCGACGUCCAGACCCGAGCAGUCGAUCGCAUCGUCAUCAACCCGCUGUACAACAGACAGACCAAACAGGCCGACAUCGCCAUGAUGCAUCUGCAGCAGCCAAUCAGCUUCUCGCGUCAGUAA